CUGAACAGAUGUAAACAAUUCACAUGUGUGUACUACAUAAUCAUUGCAUUGCUGCAUCACGCAUUAGCGGCAGUUGUGAUUGAUAUCAGAACAGGCAAAAUUUGUACGGAUUGGAGACUGAGAUGUUAGCUUAUUUUGUCUGAAUUUGAUCGCCAUAUCAGUGUUCACUCCAAAGAAAGCAAGAUGCCUUCAAAAACUUUAUGCGAUCGAGUCAUCCCACCUUCCGUGAGAGACAGGGUCCAAGAGCUUGAAGGAGAUCUAAAUGAUGGCCUCAUUACAGAGAAGGGUUAUAUCAAGAAGAAGAGCAAGAUACUGUUUGAGCAUAUGUCAUCAGACGUACAAACCACGCUGAAAGGUCUAGAAGAUGAACUGAAGGACGAAGAGUUGACAGAGAAAGGGUAUUUCAACAAAGUGAAGUCUAUCUUGGCCAAGUUUCUUGAAAGCUGCAGCCCCAGCACCAAUGGAGAUGUGAAAGAAACAGAUUCCAAAGAGAAGACUAAUGGGGAGGCUCCGCCCACAGUGGAUAAUGGCUCCAACUCCACCCCUUGUAAUGGCUCCAUCAAAACCAAUGGCCAUUCAAAUGGCAACCAUGUUGAGUCUUCUGUUCCGGAGGAAAAUGGGGGGAAGAGCCAAUCGGAGGAGGACAUGGAGACUGACACGCCCACUUCUGAAAAACCAAAGAAGAAGAAGAAGGGAAGUCCGAGCAGAGAUGGAGGGAAAGGGAGAAAAAGGAAAGUUCUUGGAGACAGCGAAGAUGAGGACAAGAAGGGAAGAGGAGAAAAGGAAUCGGAGAAAGAGGACGAGGAGGUGGAGGGAGGGAAUGGAGAAAAGACAACACCGGACGCAAAGACGCCUAGAUCAAGUAAGAGGAAGAGGUCUCCUAAGGUGGAUGCCAAGCAGCCCAGCAUCAUGUCAAUGUUUACUAAAAAACCAGUAAAGAAGGAAGAAGAGAAGAAAGAAGGGUCGUCAUCAAUGGAAGCUGAUGAGAAACAAACAAAGAUGGAGAAUGGAGAUGAUGGAAAGAAGGAAGAGGAGGAGGAGCCAAGUGGACCAGGAGGAAAGAGGAUCAAAAAGGAGGAGGAGGUGGAAGAGAAAGCUGAAGAGGAUCCAAUGUCACCAACGAGAGAUCUCCGACAGAAGUCCAGUAAAGAGACAAAUGUAACCACGCAAGAAACCAAGCAACCUCCUCUACGAUGCAAGGAAUGUCGGCAGCCGUUAGAUGAUCCCGAUCUAAAACUCUUCCCAGGAGAUCCUGAUGAUGCUAGGGAGGAAUACAUCACCUUGACGGACCCCAGGCUCUCUUUAUUAACUGGUGACGAGGAAGAUACUAUGAGCUAUGAAGAAAGGCUUCAGUUUAAGAUCACUAAUUUCAGUGUCUACGAUAAAAGCACUCAUCUCUGCGCAUUUGAUCGUGGUUUGAUUGAGAAGAACAAGGAGCUGUAUUUCAGUGGAUAUGUCAAGCCUAUCUAUGAUGAAAAUCCAAGUAUCGAAGGUGGAAUCCCAACAAAGAGAAUGGGUCCAAUUAAUGAGUGGUAUACGACAGGAUUUGAUGGAGGAGAAAAGGCUCUCAUUGGAUUUAGCACUGCUUAUGCUGAAUACAUUGUAAUGGGCCCGAGUGAGGAAUACAAGCCUUUCUGGCAGGCCGUGCAGGAGAAGAUCUACAUGAGUAAGAUACUCAUUGAGUUUCUUAUAGGUACCCAGGAUGCUGUCUAUGAAGAUCUUCUUGGUCAAAUUGAGACGACCGUACCACCAGAAGGAUGCAAUCGCUUCACAGAAGACACCCUCCUCCGCCACGCCCAGUUUGUCGUUGAGCAGGUUGAGAGCUAUGAUGAUGCAGCUGAUCAAGAUGAGGUUCCUCUCAUCACUAUGCCUUGCAUGAGGGAUCUUAUUAAGCUGGCUGGUGUCACCCUCGGCAAGAGACGUGCUGCUAGGAAAGCUGCAGCGGUUAAGAAAGAGAAGAAACCUGUCUUCACCAUGGCAACGGUCACACCCCUUGUUAGUCACAUUUUUGAUGAUAUCUUCAAAGAUCAAAUCGCAGAUGAGAUGAAAGCAGCUGCGGCGGAGAGGAAGAAACGAUGCGGAGUUUGUGAGGUAUGUCAAGCACCGGAUUGUGGAAAGUGUGCUGCAUGCAAGGACAUGAUUAAAUUUGGUGGAAGCGGCAGGGCCAAGCAAGCAUGCAAAGAAAGGAGGUGUCCCAACAUGGCUGUUCAAGAGGCUGAUGAGAAUGAUGUUGAUGAGAUGGACAAUGCUAACAAGAAAGAAAGUGUGGAAGAUAAGAAAGCUAAGAAGAGUCGCAAAUUAGGAUCACCGCUCAAGAAAAAGAAAAGGGCUAAGGUGACAUGGAUCGGUGAACCCGAAGAGGUGACUGAAGACCGUGCUUACUACAAGGAAGCCAUGAUUAAUGAUGAGAAGAUUGAGAAUGGAGAUUGUGUAUUGAUACAUCCAGACGAUCCAACCAAACCUCUCUUCAUCGCUAGGGUGAUCUACAUGUGGCAAGAGAGGGAGGGAGAAAUGAUGUUCCAUGCUCAGUGGUUUGUGUAUGGCUCUGAGACCGUUCUAGGAGAGACCUCAGACCCUCUUGAAAUCUUCCCCAUCGAUGAAUGCCAAGACACCUACCUAGCCUCCAUCAAUGACAAGUGCUCAGUCAUCUACAAAGCGCCCUCGUCUGAUUGGUUCAUGCUGGGCGGCAUCGAUGACCCCGAGACUGACCGCGUCAUCAAGGAGGAUGAUGGGAAGACGUUUUACUACCAGAAGUGGUACGAUCCUGAGUUGGCUCGAUUUGAGGAUUACGAGGUUCUAACGAGACCUGAUGAUGUCCCUGCUCAUCGCUUCUGUAGCUGCUGCCUUAAGCUUGAAAGAAUACAGGAGAAAGAAACACCAAGACCUGGAGCUAAGCUAGAGGAUGAUGAUGACUCCACUAGGACUAUGUACAGUUCCUGUAACUUCAAAGGUAAUGAAUUCAAACUUGGUGAUGGUGUCUACCUCCUACCAGAAGCAUUCUCAUUCAACAUCAAACAGAAACCUAUUACCAAGAAACCAUUAUCAAAGAAAGAUGUGGAUGAGGACCUGUACCCUGAGAACUACCGUAAAUCAUCUGAGUAUGUCAAAGGCAGCAAUCUAGAAUGUCCGGAGCCUUUCAGGAUCGGUAAGAUCAUUGCCAUCUACACCAACACCAAGAACAACUCAACGGUCAAACUACGGGUCAGUAAGAUGUAUCGUCCAGAGGAUACGCACAAAGGAAGGACAGCAGCUUACCAGGCUGAUCUUAAUAUCCUGUACUGGAGUGAAGAAGAGGCUGUAGUAGAACUAGGUGAUGUACAGGGUAAAUGUUCAGUGGUCUGUGCUGAAGAUCUCAAUGAAAGCGUUGACGAGUACAGUGCAGGAGGCCCUCAUAAGUUCUAUUUUAGAGAGGCCUACGACAGCAAGAGCAAGGAGUUUGAAGACCCUCCUAGUAAAUCACGUAGUAAUAGGAUGAAAGGCAAGGGCAAAGGGAAAGGAAAAGGCAAGGCGAAAGGGAAGACAGAGAAAGAGGAAGAAAAAGAAUCAACAGAGAUUCCCUUCCAGAAACUGAAGUGUCUUGAUGUAUUUGCUGGCUGCGGAGGUUUAUCAGAGGGAUUCCAUCAAGCUGGAAUAUGCGAGUCUAGCUGGGCUAUAGAGAAGGAGGAACCAGCAGCUCAGGCUUUCAGACUCAAUAACCCAGGCUCAACGGUCUUCAGCGAUGACUGUAAUGAAUUACUCAGACUAGUUAUGCAGGGUGAGAAGACAAGUCGUACAGGUCAGAAGCUACCUCAGAAGGGAGAUGUAGAAUUACUAUGUGGUGGACCACCCUGUCAGGGAUUCAGUGGAAUGAAUAGAUUCAACUCUAGAGAAUAUUCCAAAUUCAAGAACUCCCUUAUAUCAUCGUACCUGAGCUACUGUGACUACUAUCGCCCUCGCUUCUUCCUCCUGGAGAAUGUCCGAAACUUUGUAUCUUACAAGAAGAACAUGGUCUUGAAACUUGCUCUUCGCUGCCUUAUACGCAUGGGCUAUCAGUGUACAUUUGGCAUCCUCCAAGCUGGUCAAUAUGGUGUCCCACAGACUAGACGAAGGGCUAUCAUCUUAGCUGCGGCACCGGGAGAGAAGCUUCCCUUCUACCCUGAACCCCUCCAUGUCUUCGCCCCUCGUGCCUGCUCCCUCAGCGUGAUGAUCGGCGAUAAGAAGAUAGAAUCCAACAACCAGUGGUGUCUCUCAGCUCCGUAUCGUACCAUCUCGGUGAGGGACAGUAUGUCCGAUCUACCGACGAUCAGGAACGGUGCUCAGAAGCUGGAGAUAUCCUACGAUGGUGAACCGCAAUCGGACUUCCAGAAGAAGAUCCGAGGGAACCAGUACCAACCAAUCCUGCGUGAUCAUAUCUGUAAAGACAUGAGCGCCCUCGUUGCUGCCCGUAUGAAGCACAUCCCAUUGGCACCAGGGUCAGAUUGGCGUGACCUACCCAACAUUCCUGUUGCACUCAAAGAUGGAACCACAUGCAAGAAAUUGCGUUAUACUCACAAGGACAAGAAGAAUGGGAAGUCAUCGACCGGUGCCUUGAGAGGGGUGUGUUCCUGCGCAGAAGGGGACGCCUGUGACCCAUCAGAUCGUCAGUUCAAUACCCUUAUCCCCUGGUGUCUACCUCAUACCGGUAAUAGACACAAUCAUUGGGCAGGACUCUAUGGAAGGUUGGAAUGGGAUGGAUUCUUCAGUACUACUGUUACCAAUCCUGAACCUAUGGGCAAACAGGGGCGUGUCCUUCAUCCAGAGCAGCACCGUGUGGUUAGCGUUCGAGAGUGUGCGCGCUCACAAGGAUUCCCUGAUACCUAUCGUUUCUUUGGAACCAUCUUGGAUAAACACAGACAGGUUGGCAACGCAGUACCCCCUCCCAUGGCGGCAGCCAUCGGUAUGGAGAUCAAACAAUGUCUUCAAGCUAAGGUAAAGAGAGACCAGGAGAGAGAAGCCCUUGAACCCAUCAAAGAAGAGACCGUAGAGAGGAUGGAUUAAAUUAUAAGUACACCUGUUGCAUAAAAGUUACUAUUAUAGUAACUUUGCCAUGCAAUGGUAACUACCAUGGUAACAAUGCUGAUCAUCCAAUCAGAAUCAAGGAUUUCAGGGAAGUUACCAUUGGAUAGCGAUGUAACUUUAAUAGUAUUGUUUGUGAAAUGGGACCUGGGAGUGUUUCAUGAAAGAAAUGGUCAUUUUCACUGACUGUAUUGUUAUAAGCUACUGCUAAUCAUUGCAUAUGAUUGACUGAUAGCAAAUUAGGCAAUGAGAAAUCAGUGCCAAACCUUUUCAUGAAAUGCUCCUCUGAUAAUACCAAGUUGAUGUAGAGCAUUUCUUGAACCAUGAGGGCACAAGGAAGCUGAAUCAUCAUUGACACUUUACUCCACAAUGGGAUAAGAAAACAUAUGACAAAUGUUAUAUUUUCUGUCAAUCCAAUACUAUGAUUGCUUGCCUAACAUGUGGCUUGGCAUAAAAAGUUUUGCUUAUAUGGAGAGCAUGCUAGAUGAAAUUUAUAAGUAUACAUUGCUCAUGCCUUAUAACCCACCAUUUGGUCAGUAAUGAAAAUUUUGGUAAAUUAAUUCCGUGCCAUUUAUUAGCUGAUCGGUCGUUUAUUCAUUACAACUUUUUUCGACUCCAUAGCCUUGAUGAAUUCAGACCUUGCAUCAUUGUAAUUUAAUAUAAAUCUGUUAAUAUUUAUAAAUGCAUUGUAUUUAUAUUGCUUUUCAUUGUUCAAAAAGCUGUUUUUACCUAUGAAUAAAAAGGAUAAAUUUAUAAAAAUGUACUCUGAUUGCAUUUCUCUUUUAUCCAAAUAAGCUUUAAUAUUCCAUAUUUCGUAUGAAUUUGAAAUUUAAUUAUCUGAAUGUGUACAUAAGGUAUACUGUGUUGUCUGAAUAAGAGUUCUUGCUUUCAUAAAUAUCAAUUUUUACUUGUAUGUUGAGAUGUCUGUUUCGAUAUUACUGCAUUCAACUGAAACCAAGAUUGAAAUAUAAUAAAACUGUUAAAAAUGUAAUAACUAAUUCAAACCAGGAUUUAAAUAAGUGUACAAAAGCCAAUGAAACUGUUGAACGUGUUCUGGUAAUCAAUUUUCAUAGAAAAUUUGAAUGUGAAUGUCAUCUUUAUUUUGUAGUCAAUUACAGAUUAAACCAAUGGGGGAGGGGUAGGGAAUAGUAUAGGACUCUACGAAUUCAUAGUGUAUUUAAUAUGCAAGUAUAAACUGUGUUUUGUAAAUCUGUGAUAUUUGAAUCCUUGUUAAUGGUGCAACAACUGCUAUUGCCAUUAUACAAUGCCCUGUUUCUGUGAUGUACUUUUAUGCAUAUUAGAUGGCAGGGGACUGCGGAUGAAGACUAAUCGCAAAACCUGGCAAAGAAUAUCACACACGACUCAUUCACCCUGACCAAGCUCUCAUUGAUGUCUAGUCUCCCCUCUCAGUCCCUGUACAGCAUGGAACGUACUAGUAUCAUAGCCCCAUGUACAGGGUCUUGUCAAAGACUACAACAUUUAGGUAGCUUUGCAAUCAAUAGAAAGACAUUUACAAUUGUACGUUUAGGCCCCCUAAUCAAUCACAAAUCUUGCAAGUAAUUGCUGGUCUAUUUCAUGCAAACAUACAUUACAGAGUUGAUUUGAUUCUGUUCAAGUUAAUCUCUAUUACUUGUAGAUUUGAUGGUGAUAUUUGCAAUCAAUCACACAAAAUAUCUUGCAACUAUCCCUCAGAAUUACCUCUAAUGAAAUGUUUGUAUUACGUGUUUGUCAUUAAUAUCAAAUUUGUACCCUGGGUUGUUUGCAUGAUAAUUAAACCAUAAUGUUGCUGUAAGUGAUGGUAUUUGAACACCCAUACAGUAUGUAGUUCGUCAUAUUAUGCUAAGUAUAUAUGUCUAUACGUGUAUAUAGAGAUGGUCAAGUACAUUUUUUUUUCUAAUUAAACAAAACAAAAAUGCUUUCAUAUUGCAUUGACAACUGACCAUUUUACUCAAAUGAAAAAUGUGUUUGCUGCCCUCUCUUGGAAUUUAAGGAAUCAUAUUUUUGCUUUUGAUGUGAUAUAAAUAUAGAGUCUUUUGAAUGUAUUUGUACCUCAUUGUGCAUUCCCUAUUUUGGCCAAUUGUUGAAGUAUUGUACAAUAAAUUUACAUUUAUAUAACAAUUUGA
This is a messenger RNA of Lytechinus variegatus (green sea urchin), 7157 nucleotides long. It is a transcript of the gene dnmt1, whose product is annotated as DNA (cytosine-5)-methyltransferase PliMCI-like. Lineage: Eukaryota; Metazoa; Echinodermata; Echinoidea; Temnopleuroida; Toxopneustidae. The record is from RefSeq and is a predicted model, not a curated record. Gene Ontology annotation, molecular function: chromatin binding; DNA (cytosine-5-)-methyltransferase activity; DNA binding. Gene Ontology annotation, cellular component: nucleus.